AUGGCUGACGUUGAGCUAAUUCGGGUGUGUACAGUCGGAGGCAAUGCUGUAUCCGCAUUCCUGUCCUGGAGACUCCAAGCCACCAAUGCUUGUGACGUGACGUUGGUAUGGAAGACAGGCUUUGAAGCUGUCCACCAAUAUGGCAUAUCCUUCAAAUCUGCCUCGUUUGGCAAUGAGCGCUUCAAGCCUCGACAUGUCGUCCGGGCACCGGAAGAAGCUGGCAGUACCAAGGAUGGCCCCUUUGACUAUGUCAUUCUCUGUGUGAAAGCUCUUCCCGACGUGUACGAUCUUGCUUCAGUUAUCGACUCGGUAGUCACACCGCAGCACACAUGUAUUCUAAUCAACACAACCGCCACUUUGGGCAUUGAAGCACUUAUCGAGGAGCGGUAUCCCACAAACGUUGUCUUGUCACUCGUUUCGAACGCCGAGAUUACUCAGAUUGGGACCAGUGAAUUUGAGCACAAGGGAUCGACCGAGGUUUGGGUUGGCCCUGCCAAUAAAAACAGCAACAUUCCCUCAGCGAUACAAGAAGAUAUGGCUCAAGCUCUCGCCAUGACAUUGAGCACUGGCAGGGUAGACUGCAAGGUAUCAUCCAAUAUUCGGCAACAACAAUUUGAGCGAGUAAUCGGUCCGAUCGCAUUUCACCCUGCCAGCGUCAUAUUCGAAACCUCUUCGCAUACUGCUUUAUUAGAAAAGACGGGUGUUCGACAACUGGUUUCGGAUAUCAUUGACGAGUUGAUUGAGCUGGCCAAAACCCAGGGUUGCACACUGAGUGCCGAUUUCAAGGAGAACACCAUCAAGGAGCAGUGCCAGACACAGGAAAGCAGCAUCAUGUGGCAAGACUAUGUCGCACGCCGGCCAAUGGAAGUAGAAACGUACCUGGGAUCGCCCAUCAAGCUCGCCAAGGCUGCCAACAUCAGCCUACCGCGCAUCGAGACGCUGUAUGCCGUUUUCCACCACCUCAAUGUCGUCAAUCAGUCGCGACCCAAGGAGAUGAAUGGAGUGCCUCCGCCUCACGGAUCGCCUUCCGGACCAAUGCCAGGCCCGCGGAUGUCGUCUAAUGGGCCGCCGCGCAGUGUCUCUAACGGAAUACCUAACGGAAUGGGCAGAGCACGGCCUCGGAACUCAUCCAACUUCAGUGGUCCUCCUCCUGGCAUGCGGCGCCCUCCUCCUGGUGGUCCUAACGGCUUCAGAGGCCCUUCGGGUCAGUACGGACCACAAUCUCGGCAACCUUCGCGGCGUGGAUCCAUGGAAGAGACAGAUCUCGGCGAGUUUAGCCACUUAGUGCUGUAUGAUGACAUUCCCGAGGGAGGUGAUGGUGGCUUCCCUCUCGACAAUGGAGGAGAUCUCGAUAUCCGCGAAAGAGAAUUGCAAUUGCGGCAGCGCGAAAUGGCUCUCAAGGAGCAGGAAAUGCGCAUGAGGCGCAACGGCCCCCCUGGGCCCAGACGCCGCCCUCCCCCUCGUACCGCCGGCGGAGUGUAUGACGACGACGACGAUGAGGAAGGCGAUUACUUUGACCCCGAUGCCUUGGUUACACCGUCCGUUGAUCCCGACAAGGUUGACAUGAUGAGCAUGACAUCCAGGAAAAACCGUAUCAAGGCUCCUAGUCAGAGUCAGAUCAGAAACGAUCCUGAGAUGGGAGCUGCAAGUGGUGCGCCCCCGGCGCGCAACAGCAGAUGGGGCCGGCCAUCCUUUGGCAGCAGAAACCGCUCGAGUCAGAUUAUGAACAACUCGGUGCCCAACCUGCACAGCAAUAUUAUGGACGACCCGCUUCUCGGCUACUCCUCCAACCGCUACGGCAAUGUCGACCGCGGGCAAAUGCACCACGCGGCUAGUUCCAGAGCGAACUCACUGACUGCUCAACAUCUUGACCAGCUGAAUGGACCUGGAGGCAUGGGUGGCCCUUAUCCAAGGCGUGCUAGUCAAUCACCUGGAAACCCAUACAGUCCAUCGAUUCGGGGAGGCAAUGGCCGGCCCUCCCCUCCAAACGGAUUUGCUGGACCUGGCGGUCCUCAAGGGCGACCGUCACCUCCCAACGGAAUGAGGCAACCGGUACCGCGGUACCCUCCGGGGCAGGGAAACUCCGUCGCACCGCAGCAGGUAGAACAACGUGUCGGGGUGAGCUCCCUCCAACCACCCAGAGCCAAGAACGUACGCAGUCUGACCGGCAGUGCGAGCGCUAGCGCGGGGAGUGGUGAUUCCACCAACACCGAGUCUGAACCCUCUGCGCAUAGUAGCCAGAGCAGUCUCGGCCCCCAGGUUGCCAUUGGUGUCCAAUAA
Molecule: messenger RNA, 2280 nt
Organism: Pestalotiopsis fici W106-1
Lineage: Eukaryota; Fungi; Ascomycota; Sordariomycetes; Amphisphaeriales; Sporocadaceae
Exons: 4
Coding region: 1-2280 (759 amino acids)
Cellular component (GO): cytoplasm
Molecular function (GO): oxidoreductase activity
Source: RefSeq, a predicted model, not a curated record